AUGUCAACUUCGGCAACCGAGCAACAACAUCAUCAGCAUCAUCAUCACCACUCCCACCACUCUCAUCAUCCUUCUUACUCUUCCUCUCCGAGAUCUCAGCAAAGUUACCAAAACCACCAAAACCAUCAGUCUCAAAUCCCUGUGCGAAGUCACUCAACACGCUCACGCCCGACUAGUUCUUCUGCCGCUUCGCCCUCCCAUCUUAAUUCGGGUCAACCUGUACAUCGGUCCGUUUCUACUUCUGGGCAUCAACACAAUCAACACAAUCAAACAAGCCAACAAAACCAACAGCAGCAGCAGCAUCAUCAUCACCAUAAUCAUUCUCGCCAUCACAGCCGACAGACAUCGUCUUCUGGCCGUCCUAUUCAAGACAUUUUACCCCAGCAGGACUAUGAAACGUCCAACGUAGUCGCUGCUCAUCACCAGCCUAAGCGAAGUUCCAGCAAAGACCGCCCUCCUCCGGUCUCGCGUGGUACCGAUUCUAAAGGCGUCCAUCGCCGAAGCAGCAGCCGCUCAAACUACAAUCAAAGCGAUAUGCCUGCCCCUACUGCUGUUGCGAAUAACGCGGGUCCUGCUGCUAUCCCGCCUGUCAUGCAAGCAGCAGUAGAUGCUCGCGCCACCGGUGCUAAGCAGCGGACAUCGAGAACUUCAAUCCCCACACAAUCAGGAAAAUGGAUUCUAGGUAAGACAAUUGGAGCUGGUAGUAUGGGAAAGGUGAAGCUCGCCCGCAAGGAGGAUGGCACAGAACAGGUUGCAUGCAAAAUCAUACCGCGGGGUUCCACCGAAGAUGGCCACCACAGUCGAGCCGAUAAAGAGAGAGCUGAUCAGUCGAAAGAAAUACGAACCGCGCGCGAGGCUGCUAUCGUGACCCUCUUGCAGCACCCACACAUCUGCGGCAUGCGUGAUGUAGUUCGUACGAAUUAUCAUUGGUACAUGCUAUUCGAGUAUGUUAACGGUGGACAAAUGCUGGAUUAUAUCAUCUCCCACGGCAAGUUAAAGGAGAAGCAAGCGAGGAAGUUUAGCAGACAGAUCGCAAGCGCCCUCGACUAUUGCCACCGAAACAGUAUAGUCCACCGUGACUUAAAGAUCGAGAAUAUCCUCAUCAGUAAGACUGGCGAUAUCAAGAUCAUCGAUUUUGGCCUUAGCAACCUUUUCGCCCCUCGUAGUCACCUCAAGACAUUCUGUGGUAGUCUAUAUUUUGCCGCCCCUGAGCUCCUCCAGGCGCGAGCUUAUACAGGCCCCGAAGUCGAUGUUUGGAGUUUUGGCAUUGUUCUAUACGUGUUAGUCUGUGGUAAGGUUCCAUUCGAUGACCAGAGCAUGCCAGCCCUGCAUGCGAAAAUCAAGAAGGGAAUUGUUGACUAUCCUAGCUGGCUAUCUAACGAAUGCCGACAUCUCCUAUCCCGCAUGCUAGUCACCGACCCGAGAAACCGAGCGACCAUGUACGAGGUCAUGAACCAUCCGUGGAUGAUAAAGGGUUAUGGUGGCCCACCUGAGAAUUACCUACCUGCUCGCGAGCCUCUGACGCUCCCAUUGGAACCAGAAGUUAUCAGCGCCAUGACUGGCUUCAACUUCGGAUCUCCAGAUAAAAUUGAGGGUCAGCUUACCAAGGUAAUCGAAUCUGAAGAAUACAAACGUGCUGUGGCACUUUUACAAAAGGAAAAGGAGAUGCCACCCGCUCCUAAAGACGUAGAGAAGAAGCGGGGAUUUGGGUUUGACUUUUACAAACGACACAACCCCGGGAGCAGUCGCGAGAACUUGACGGCUCCAAGCUCAGACGCUCUCCAACUUGGUGUUGAUCCGCUUAAUGCAUUCAGCCCUCUAGUUUCCAUCUACUACUUAGUAAAAGAGAAACAAGAGCGGGAUAAAGUGGAAGCGGUACCCAAGUCUCACACACCGAAGAAUACUGCGGAUUCACCGAUGCCGGAAAUUGCUCCCCCCCCUGAGGCGCACACCAAUACUGCAGCCUACGAAAUGGCUGGAGAGAGAGCUACCGGUGGAAGAUCAAGACCUCGUGCCCGUACACACGGAGAGGACGACGCACCUGAGGAACUCAAAAAGGCUCAGCCGUCGCCGAACACCCUUGUGCCCCCAGAGAUCCCCAUGGACCUACCACCCAAAAAGGAAAGCACUGCUGCUGGAAUUCUUAGAAGGUUCAGCACUAGGCGCCGCAAAGAGCCAGAGAGACUUGAUAAGGACCGUUCGCAUCCGCCUGCCGUUCAUGUUCACUCACCUGCUGAGCCGACAACACCGCGGAAGAGCUUUAGUAUACGUCGCGCAAAACGUGAACGAGACGAGAACCAACCAACUAGGCUGCGGUCGGGAAGCAGCCAGCCGCAGCAUCGAGAUCUGCUCAGCCCUCCGCUUUCUGCCGGCGGUAACCUGUCUGGAAGCAACAAGGGCCUAGGCCGGUCGACCAGUGUGAGCUCAGCUGAAUUCAGGCGACGGCCUUUUGGUUCUAGUAACAGAGUUGCCAAAGAUCCACCACCAACCAGCGGCUCUGACCAAUCGGCAGCUACCGAUAAGGUUCCCCCAGAGCCGAAGAGUGCUCUUAAUUCUCGCGCUACGUCUAUGAGGGCAAGACCAUUGGGCCACGCUCGCCGGGAGAGUAUUCAAGCAAGGAGGAUGCGUAGAGAGGUCGCUCAUGCUGCUGAAGUACCCGAGGAGACGGACCAGGAUAUUGGCGAUGGAAGCGGAAACUCGGCGGAGCGCCUAGACGACUCGGAACUUGCUAAGCCUGUCUUUUUGAAGGGCCUCUUCAGCGUGUCCACGACGUCCACGAAAUCAGUGCCUGCUAUUCGUGCAGAUAUUCGAAAGGUGUUGAAGCAACUCGCAGUGGACUUUACCGAGAUCCGCGGUGGCUUCUCUUGCCGCCAUGCCCCUAGCAUCGAUCUUAAAAAGGGAGCAGAUCCCGGUAGCCCCGAUCCAGCCCCCAACCAUCGCCGUAGGUUCAGCUUUGGUAUCAGGACGGAUCGGGAACGUGAGGAGUUCCGAGAUUCGGAGCGAGUACCACCCACCCCGCGGGCAGCAGGGAGAGGACUUGAUAGAAGUGACUCGGCAUCAGAAGUCUCUGAUCCUGAAAGCCUUCCUCGAGAGACAGCCGGAUCAUCGAGAAGAGUGCCAGGUGAAACGACGACACAUGUGCAGAGCGAUUUCGGCAACAACAUAGGCUUGGCAUUCGAGAUAUUCAUCGUCAAGAUUCCUUUACUCUCGCUGCAUGGAAUCCAGUUUAAGCGUAUGGAAGGAAACACAUGGCAAUUCAAGAAUAUGGCGGAUCAGAUUCUUAAGGAACUACACCUCUGA
Molecule: messenger RNA, 3300 nt
Organism: Hypoxylon fragiforme
Lineage: Eukaryota; Fungi; Ascomycota; Sordariomycetes; Xylariales; Hypoxylaceae
Exons: 3
Coding region: 1-3300 (1099 amino acids)
Biological process (GO): microtubule cytoskeleton organization; protein phosphorylation; intracellular signal transduction
Cellular component (GO): cytoplasm
Molecular function (GO): protein serine/threonine kinase activity; ATP binding; tau-protein kinase activity
Source: RefSeq, a predicted model, not a curated record